Messenger RNA from Penicillium egyptiacum, 537 nucleotides. The record is from the annotation of a GenBank genome assembly. Lineage: Eukaryota; Fungi; Ascomycota; Eurotiomycetes; Eurotiales; Aspergillaceae.
AUGGCUACAACAAUUGGAACAGAAUCGGCAGGUCUUCCACCCAGCCGGUAUCUUUGUCUGACCAUCCUGGGCUAUCGAAAGCCCGGGAUGAGCGAAGAGGCAUAUCGUCGGCAUAUGGUCCAAGUCUCGGCACCCCUGACGAAAGAUCUCAUGGUUAAGUAUGGUGUCAAACGAUGGACAGUGAUUCACAAUCCCACGCAAACUCGUCUGAUGAUGAACUGGAUUUACGAUCGCCAAAUGUCGAAUAUUGCCGAGUAUGAUUGUUUCAGUCAGGUAGUGUUUGAGAGUGUUGAACACUACAGGAUGAUGAAGGAGGAUCCGUAUUAUAAAGAGCAUUUGUUUGGCGACCACGAGAACUUUGCAGAUACAAAGCGGAGCCAAAUGACCGUCGGCUGGAUCGAGGAAUGGAUUAAUGAUGGAGCUGUGCGUGACGGCUUGGAGUUUCCGAGUGAUUCCCAGGGAGUCUCAAGUCUCGUGUCUAAAUCUGUUUUAGUCAUGACUGUUGUUCUUGGGGCGUAUAUAUUCUUCACAAAAUAG